Conger conger (European conger) is the source of this 3036-nucleotide messenger RNA. It is a transcript of the gene dalrd3, whose product is annotated as DALR anticodon binding domain containing 3. The transcript is spliced from 13 exons. The coding region runs from base 195 to 1907 and encodes 570 amino acids. Gene Ontology annotation, molecular function: tRNA binding; ATP binding; arginine-tRNA ligase activity. NCBI's taxonomy places the organism in Eukaryota, Metazoa, Chordata, Actinopteri, Anguilliformes, Congridae. Gene Ontology annotation, biological process: arginyl-tRNA aminoacylation; tRNA C3-cytosine methylation. The record is from RefSeq and is a predicted model, not a curated record.
CGGAAACAAAGUAAGGACACUAUUGGGUUCCGCGUCGAGAAGGCUAAAUAUUUAACUGGCAAUUCAUGGGAAGAUAACUGGGUACGAGAAUACGUGAUAUUUUAGGGGUUAAAAGCCUAGCUGUCUUUUUGUAACAUAAGUAGCCAUAUAACUGGUGUGUGUAGCAGGAAUAAUGUUCAUAUUUUAAGUUUGUGAUGGAAAACAAGGAAGGGUCGCCGUUUCGGAUUAGGUCGACAGUCCUAGCGCUGAGCUCCGCUCUACGCGGAGAGCUGGACAGUGUUGCCGAUGAUGGGCAUACCGGGCUGAGGAGCACGCAUGAGCCAGAAAAGCUAUGGUUUAAGGAAAGUAGCGCAAAGAAUCUUCGAAAUCGGGAUUUCCUAUCACCCACAACCGUACUGACCACACUAUUCAGGGACGGAAAGGUUCCUCCUGAUGUGAUGGACAGAAUUCUGUCCACCCACAGUGAUGGGGUAUUGCCCAUUGCGGGGGGUGAGGUGAUAGAGGAAGGGCUUAGGUUGCGAAUUGACCGUGUAGCCACUUUUCAGGAUGUGUUGUGUAGAACCUCUAAGUAUGUACAACCCUCCUGUAAUAAACAGGUAGGUGUGGUACUGAAUUGUCCAACUCUGCACCAGAGACCAAGUAUGCUCACCCCUGACUCCCUGACCCUGGGGCAACUACGGACACUGCUGCUGGCUGAUCAUCUGGGUGCACUGUUGCAGAGGCAGGGGUACUCUGUCUCCUACUGUCCUGUCCUACCAGAGGGGUGUGAAAUCAUUGUCUUCCUAAAAUUACUAGGCAUAGAUUGGUCAACAGUACCUGCCAGCUCUACUAAUGACCAGAGAGAAGAGGAGCUCUGGGAGGCCUUGCUAAAUUCCCCAUACAGAGAGAGAGAACAAGAGACGGAGAAAGAGAAGAGCAGCAGUCAAGGAAAGGGGAUGGUGAACGGGAGGAGUGGGGAGGAAAAUGUGGCUGUGAAGAUAAACCUGAAAAGAGUAGUUGAGGAGAAGAGGCUGCAAGGAUAUGACCCCAACUUGGGCACCUGCACUGUGCCAAGAGACAGUGUGCUUCAGCUGGCUGAACUGCAGAGAGCUGCGUUGGGCUUCCAGGUCCCUGUGGCAGCCGUUUUCCAUGUCACCUGCUGUCAGGAUGAGUUCCGUCAGCAACAGAUGGCUGUGCUUUGGAGAGCAGGUGGUGCCACGUUCACACAGAAACACCUGGUUUGUGGACAAGUAAAGACCCCUGGGACUCAGCUAAGUGCGGCCCAGUAUAUCCAGUUAAGAAGAAUGCAGAUGAAAGAGGCAUCUGAGAUGAAGUAUGGAGAGCAAGUUGAAGGGCAGACUUGGGAUGAGAUCAUCAGGGUCAUGACCUCUGCCACAGUGAGGUUUGAGCUGUUGUCUACAGCUCACACAAGUCCAGUGACCCUGGAUGUACAGAGGGAAGGGGGUGUGUCCACCAAGGGACCAAGAGGUGGAGUCUUCAUUAUGUACAACUGCGCCCGGCUACACACACUUUUCAACAGCUACGAGCGAGCGGUGGAGCAAGGACUUUACCCAGAAAUCCCUGACGGGUCUCAGCUGGAUUUCUCUGCAUUGAAGGAAGAGGGAGAGUGGCUUCUGCUAUUUAAUUACCUCAUCCCGUUUUCUGAAUUACUGGACCAAUCGGGACAAGCUCUGGAGCACAGGGGAGAAGGGGCGAGAGCAACGCUGAAAACAGAGCAGGUCUGCAGGUUCUUGGUUUCUCUCAGUAAGGAUUUCAGCUCCUACUACAACAGAGUUCACGUCCUUGGGGAGCCGAUGCCUCACCUCUUCAACCAAAUGUUUUGCCGCCUGCAGCUACUAAGAGCGCUUCGUGAACUGUACCACCGUGCCCUGGACACCCUCCACAUACCACCAAUACCCCAGCUAUAGCUCCUCCACAUACUGCUGAUAUUCCUGCUCUGCUUUAGGCUCUCUGCUUACCUCCUAUACCCCAGCUAAAAACCUACACGCAUCACCUAUACCCCAGCUAAAAGUCUACACGCAUCACCUGUACCCCAGCUAAAAACCUACACACAGCACCUAUACCCCAGCUAAAAACCAACACACAUUACCUGUACCAUAGCUAAAAACAUAUACACAGCAUCUAUACCCCAUCUGAAAACCCACACGCAUCACCUAUACCCCAGCUAAAAACCUACACACAGCACCUAUACCCCAGCUUAAAACCUACACACAGCACCUAUACCCCAGCUAAAAGCCUACAAGCAUCACCUGUACCCCAGCUGAAAACCUAAACACAGCAUCUAUACCCCAAGUAAAAACCUACACACAUUACCUGUACCCCAGCUAAAAACAUAUACACAGCAUCUAUACCCCAUCUAAAAACCUGCACGCAUCACCUAUACUCCAGCUAAAAACCUACACCCAGCACCUAUACCCCAGCUUAAAAUCUACACACAGCAUCUAUACCCGAGCUAAAAACCUAAAGCCCCAAUACACAGCACCCAUACUCCAGCUAAAGCCCCUAUACUGUACACAGCAGUCCUAUACAUGCCAUUACAGUACCCACUCAGCAGCCUCUCUAGCUUCCACCAAUGCCCAGGCUAUAUCCUUGCUUCUUGACUCUGUCUCAUUGACCUGCCUUGAAAACCACAGCUAUAGCAAAUAUACCUGCAACCAGUAUCUAAGCUAUCUCCACACCAUCCAACCCUAUACUUCCAAUAUUGAUGGUAGGAAGAUGAAUCUCUUUUAGGGACAGUUGAUGGCACAUAGACACUGCCCCAUCGACAGAUACUGCCCCGUGCCAUAAGUACUUACCCUGUGCCAUAGUUACUGCCUGCGGUUUAGGCACUGACCGUGUGUAUUUUAGUGCAUCGAUACAGUGAGCUACGGUGUGUAUCACACACAGUCAUACAUGCACACACAUACACACGCACCUUUGCUGCAUGCACACACACACUGAAUUGCACUCUCGUAGUGUUAUGCAUUUUUAAAAGACUAUAUUGCCAUAUUUUACACAAAUGCAAACCAGCGUCCAAUAAAUUAUUGUUUACCUCCA